Messenger RNA from Anguilla anguilla (European eel), 6718 nucleotides. RefSeq names its product RIMS-binding protein 2-like. Gene Ontology annotation, biological process: neuromuscular synaptic transmission. The coding region runs from base 1360 to 4632 and encodes 1090 amino acids. Lineage: Eukaryota; Metazoa; Chordata; Actinopteri; Anguilliformes; Anguillidae. The record is from RefSeq and is a predicted model, not a curated record. Gene Ontology annotation, molecular function: protein binding. The transcript has 20 exons.
UUUCGACAAAAACAACUACAAUGAAAACAAAACAAGCAUAAAAGAUGAAUAAAUAAUAAAGGCAAGUGGAAUACUUAAAACGUGAAAAAAUCGCACACACCGCUUAAUCAGACGCUAGUGUGUCAUUAUUUGAAAACGGAAUACAAAUUCGACGAAGGCGUGACAUGGACUCCAAGUCCCAGAGAAGAACGGUCCUGGUAGCUCUGAGAUACCGGAAGACUUCGCUGAUCCGCCGCGGGAGCUUCGAUGCUCUGUACGAUACUCCUUAUCUUGGCUGGAAUUCCCCACCGGCCAACAACGAUGAAUGGAGCGGUCACAAAUAUAAAAAUAACAACGGUAACAUACGAAGCAUACAUAUUCAAAUAAUGACAGGCUGCGUGUUACCGCUUGGGAUGCUGCGUUGCCGCGGCACCACGGUACCAUUGAAUGGUUUCUGUGUUUUAAUGAGGACUAAGUAGGACAGGGAGAAGCCGAAUGUGUCAACAUUGGAGGAAUUCCUUGAAAAUCCUGCAUGCAUUAGCAGCGGAGCUGCGGGGUUUUUCUCAGACUCGGCGUGUUUGCGCUGUGAUGUUUGCCUCGUUUGAUGCCUCUUCAGGACUCGCCCCGCGCAUCGUUCGGGAAGCCGCUGUUUUAUGCUCAGACCCGCGCGAGGAGCUCUCAGCAGCCGAAGCCGUAGCCUGUCCGCACGCCUGUCCACGACUGCCCUGUUUUUCUGCGAGAGGGACCUUUAGCACCGCCUCCGUCCGCUGUCGUUCAGUGAACAUUUACGAUCAAUAGGCUGUAUUGGUAAGUGGCACAUUGAUAAACGGCGGCAUUUACACAUCGGAAGGAUCAAAGCAAAAGUGUAACGAAAUCUGAGGUGAGAGUCAAGAUCCGCGAAACACAAAGCUAAGGAUCAUGGGAAGGAUAUCGCACGCGUGAUUUUGUGUGCUGGUAGAGGCAGGGCAUGUCUGGCUCACUGAUAUCUAUGGUGCAGUGAGCCCAGAGAGAGAACCCAGCUCCCAGACAACCUGGAGGACCUAGAACAGGUGCUGAAGCAUAUGCGGGUGGCAGCAGGGUGUGGGCAGCAGCUGCAGCUGGAGCAUGACCAGGUCCUGGCUGUCCUUCACAUCAAGCAGCAGGAAGUCCACCUACUGCAGAAGGUUGAAGCUGAAGAGGAGCAUGAGGGCGUGGUCCACCUGUUAGAGGUUCGAGAGCUGGAGCAGCAAUGGCGGUCACAGAGUGAGCCGCUCAAUCUUCUGACGAGGGAACCGGAGAGACUGCGCCCGGGGGUCGGGACGUCCGACGCUUUUAGCGCCAGUCCCCUCGCCGUGUGCGACAGCCCCCCGUCCCCCAAAAAAGCCCCCUCGCAGCCUCACAAUGGACUCGCCGCCGAAACUGGGACAGGUGGAAGGAGAGGCGACUCCAACACUGAGGUCGAAGGCCAAGUACACAGGAAAGGUUCGCCUCUGCACAGCUCGAUACAGUUAUAACCCGUAUGAUGGACCAAACGAACACCCGGAAGCAGAGCUCCCCCUUGUGGCCGGGAAGUAUCUCUACGUCUAUGGGACGAUGGAUGACGAUGGCUUUUAUGAAGGGGAGCUGCUGGACGGACAGAGAGGCCUGGUCCCCUCCAACUUCGUGGACUUUGUCCAGGACAAGGAGACAGCCUCGAGCGCGGACGGGGACACGGACCAGGGCUACCCGAACCACGCCGAGGGGGGCCUGCAGGGCACCGAGGGGGGCCAGCAGCAGGACGGCCGGGCCGACGGGGCCCCGGGGGACACGGCGGGGGGCGCCUGCGCCAACGGGACGGGCGCUGCCUCGGACGCGGGCGCGGCGGAAGAGGAGGACGAGGAUGGGGUGGCGGGGGGGGGAGCAGACGCGGUGCCACACCCCAGGAAGAUCACCCUGAUCAAGCAGCUGGCCAAGAGCGUGAUCGUGGCGUGGGACCCCCCCUUGGUCCCCCCCGGCCGGGGCCCCGUCACCGGCUACAACGUCCUGGUGGACAAGGAGGUGCGCGCCAGCGUGCCGGCCGGCAGCCGCACCAAGGCGCUGAUCGAGAAGCUGAACCUGGCGGCGUGCACCUACCGCGUGUCGGUGCAGAGCGUGGCCGAGCGCGGCGUCUCCGACGAGCUGCGCUGCUCCCUGCUGGUGGGGAGGAACGUGGUGGUGGCGCCCUACUGCCUGCGCGUGGACGACAUCACCCAGGACUCCGCCCUGGUCUCCUGGCUGCCCAGCAACAGCAACUACAGCCACGCGGUGCUCCUGAACGGCGCCGAGCACCGGGAGGUGCGCCCCACCUGCUACCGCUGCCGCCUGGCCGACCUGCGGCCCAUGACCGUGUACAAGGUGACUGCCGUGGCCAAGCCGCACCAGAUGCCCUGGCAGCUGCCGCUGGAGCAGAGGGAGAAGAAGGAGAUGUCCCUGGAGUUCUGCACGCAAGCGGCAGGCCCCCCCCUCCCGCCGCAGGAUGUUGAGGUGCAGUGCGGCCACGCCCCGGGGAUCCUGCAGGUGUGCUGGUCCCCCCCCGCCCUGUCAGAAACGGGGACCUCAAAUGGAGCCAGCGUCAUCGGCUACGCCGUGUGCACCAAGGGACAGAGGGUCGCGGAAGUGUUGCUUCCCCUGGCAGACUUUGUCACCGUGGAGCUGACCAGGAUCCAGUGCCUGGAGGCCAGAGAGGUGGUGGUCCGCACCCUGUCUGUGCAGGGAGAGUCCCAGGACUCCCCGGUCGCCCCCAUUCCAAGUGACCUGCUCGUGCCUCCCCACCCUCACACACUGCCACACCCACAGCACCACCCACACACGCUGCCACACCCACAGUCACACCCACACACACUGCCACACCCGCAGCCAUACUCGCACCCACAGCCGCACCCACACGCACUGCCACAGCCACACCCACACACACUGCCGCACCCACAGCCCCACCCCCAGCCACACCCACACACACUGCCGUACCCUCCGCCCCACCCACAGCCCUACCCACACGCACUGCCGCACCCCCAGCCACACCUUCAGCCCCGCCCACCUCACCCGAUCACAAAGUCCCCGCCCCCCCAGCAGCCGCGCCCACCAGCAGGUGCCGGUGAGCCCGAAACCAAAGAGGCGGAGCCGGGCGUGCGGAUGGGCCAGUCCUGGGACCCGACGCGCUCCCCGCCCUCCGCCCCCCCUCCGCAGCACGGCCACUCCCUGGAGGCGCCCCGCCCCCCCGGCCGCCGCUCCCCCUCCCCCCAGAGGAUCCUGCCCCAGCCGCGGGGCGCGCCCAUCCCGGACACGCUGGCCAAGGCCAUCGCCCGCCAGGCCGCCCAGAGGGUGGCAGCAGAGAGUGGCCGGGAGCGGAGCGGCUUCAGGGAGGGGAACGGAGCCGGGCACGCCCUGCACUCGGACGAGGAAGAGGAGGAGGAGGAAGGUUAUGACUCCGCGCACGUGAGGAGGCGGGGGGCGUCGGUGGAUGAGUUUCUCCGGGGGUCCGAGCUGGGCCGGCAGAUCCAGUACAGCCAAAGCGAGGAGUACCACACAGAGAGCAGCCGCGGCUCGGACCUCUCCGACAUCAUGGAGGAGGAUGAGGAGGAGCUGUACUCCGAGAUGCAGCUGGAGGAAGGGCGACGGCGGAGCAUGGGCCCUCACGGAGCCCUAAAGGUUUUGGGGAACGCUCACGGUACGGGGCGACAGGUCCGCCACGGUCGGGAUUCGGGUCGAGGCCCCCCCCAGCGCCGGCCCAUAACGGUCCCGUCCAUUGACAGCGGCCGGGAACACCCCUCCAACCGCUACUUUGACGAGUCGGAGCCGGAGGACCUGUGCCGGGUAUUCGUGGCCCUCUUCGACUACGACCCUCUCUCCAUGUCGCCCAACCCCGACGCCGCGGACGAGGAGCUGCCCUUCAAGGAGGGACAGAUUAUACGGGUGUACGGCGAUAAGGACACGGACGGGUUCUACCGCGGGGAGAUCGGCAGCAGGGCCGGGCUCAUCCCCUGCAACAUGGUGUCGGAGAUCCAGGCGGAGGACGAGGAGACACUGGACCAGCUGCUCAAGCAGGGAUUCCUCUCCCUCAACACCCCCGUCGACAAAAUCGAUCGCAGCCGGCGGGGCACACGACAGCCUCCGACGGCCACGCGGCGAAUGGUGGCGCUCUAUGACUAUGACCCCCGAGAGAGCUCCCCCAAUGUCGACGUGGAGGCUGAGCUGACCUUCUGUGCGGGUGACAUCAUUGCUGUUUUUGGGGAAAUCGAUGAAGAUGGCUUCUAUUAUGGCGAGAUUAACGGCCACAGGGGUCUCAUUCCCUCAAACUUCCUGGAAGAGGUCCCGGCCGACGUGGAGGUCUAUCUGACGGACACGCCCCGCCAAUCCCAGGACACGCCCUCGGGGUCCGAGACCAAGCGGCAGUCGACGGAAAUUUUGGGCACCCCCAGAAGAGCCACCUCCCCCACCGCGUGCCCUCCGCAGCCCGAGGCUGGGCCGGGGGCCCCGGGGCCCGAACUGGCUCAGGGGCCGAAGGUGUCCCUGGAGCCCUCGCUCCCCCUGGGCACCUGCAGCCCCCUCAGGGCCCCCGACAGCCCCAUCAGGGCCUCCCGCGACCUGUCCUCCAAAAAGAAGAAAGGGCUGCUCUCCAAGGGGAAGAACCUGCUGAAGAAGCUGGCCGUGGUCAAGUGAGAAGCCGCUGGUCAGUGCCCGUUAGCGCCUGUUAGCGCUCGAUAGCGCCCGUUAGCAUCGGCCUCAGCUCUGCGUUCUACAAAAAAUUUAUAUGGCAAGAGGACUCAUUCUUCCAUUUCUGUCAUUUUAAAUGAAAGUGGACAGCAAAAAAAAAAAAUAGAUGUAAAAAUCAGUGUGGGUAAAAGUAGUAUUUACAUGACCGUUGUCAUAUGGUACACAUUUCGAGCUGUGAAUUUUGGUAAAAUUAGUGCCGAUUGACUGGGACAAGAUGUCACAGUUCUGCGUUCGGCUGUCCCCUCCCAUCGAGUCAUUGCUAGCAAAAUGAUCUACCGGAGCUUUCAGUCUGGGAUGGGAGUGGUCUAAAUUGUAUUUAUACAGCGACCCAAAGGAUAAAGGUGUUUCAAAGGGCAAUUUAAAAACUAUGGUGUUCCAGCCAGCUAGGUGGGAUCUUAAGUUGACCAUCCUGGUAGCUCACCACACCAUGUAACUCACUAGAGCCACGACUAACAGCUCACAACAUUAUAUAUAUAUAAAAUAAAUAUAUAUAUAUUUGAGUUGUUCUUCCCUCCAUUAUAACCUUAACCUCAAGACUCACAAGUCACUGCUACUGUAUGAUGUUAUGAUUAUUUCUGCAGCUUACCAUGACCGUUAUGUUGAAAGUGUUAAAAUUGGCCUUAUUAAAAUUAUUUUGAUUAAAUACACACACAAAACAUUCCUCCUCAUAAUUUCUUAUCUUCAGUCUCAGCCAAGAACUUUCAAGGUGCAUAUUCUGCCUUCAAACAUCUCAGCCUCUGGGUCAAACCAUAACUACAAAAAAUUAUCCAGACUCAUGUAUGUACAAUAGUUUAAAAAAAUAUAUAUAUAUAUAUUAAAAAAAACUACUUCAGUAUUGGUUUUGAAAUGCCUAGUUGAAACCAACCUCCAUGUCUUUUGCCUUAAACGCGAAAUGGUUUGUAUUUUUCGUCUGGUAAAUGGAGCAAGGCUGUGUGCAUUCAUGUCUGUGCAUUCCUUAAAAAAAAAAAAAAAAAAGUGACGAGUCAUGUGAUGAAGUGACGUUCUGCUACUGUAACUAUGAUUUCAAAUAACGUUUUUUUUUUUCUGGAUUUUGGAGAUGUGAUGUGUGCAGCUGACCACUUUUUCCAAAGAGGUUUACUUUCUCAGUUCUGGAAAACCUCUUACUGCUGCUCAAAUCUAGCAGCGUUGGUUCAGACGGGAGGUGUCACAGUAUAACUAACUUCAGGAGCAGGACCAGCAACCCAAAAUUUGUAUUCUGAGUCCCAGACCGGAAUUCUAAUUCCUUGAUGGUACCGAGAUUAUGUGGACGGCUUCAGAUAAAUAUAUUGCACUGCGUGAGGUGAGGCUGUGCAAGCCACCGAAGAUUCGCACGGAUACCAAUACUGACCCGCUAAAUGAACGUUUCCUGUGAAGACAGACUGUAGAAUUCUCACUUCUUACAGGGAAAGCAUUUCUGCAUGUUUCACAUUGGCAUAGAAGGAGGUGAUUUCACAGACUAACGGGCAUUAAGCUGGAGGGGGGGGGGGGGGUGCAAAAGUAUGUCAACGGUCUGAAAGUCUCCGUCGUGAAUCAAAAAGCCAUUGUUUGAUGCGCAUCGUUAGCUGGUAUGCCAAGCAAAAGGUUUUUACACUUCUCAGAGAGCAAGCGGCCAGGAAGUAAUUUCCAAAUUCCUAAUACUUAAGAGUUCACAUCAGAACUGACUGCCAGAACUGCCAAGCAUGAAAUGCUUUUGUCAGCCAAACAGACAUUUCAUUCAUAGAAUUAUAUUGUGCAUUUUCGUAAACCACAAGUUUAAUUUGGCAUACUCCCUUUUGUACUUUGUCCAUCUGAAAUUUGUUUUUAAGUGUUUAUACUUGAUUUUCAGACUGCCUUUAUUUGUAAAUUAAGAUUUAUAUAUAAAUAUAUAUAUAUACAGUGUAUGUUUUCCUCAUACGGACUGAAAAAAUCCUAAGUCUGCAACCGUGUGCUAGAGGUGAAAAGCAAAGUAAUAACUGGCCUAUAUUUAUGGUCAUUGAGUACUGUGUGCAUGUGUAUAAACUUUUCUAAUCAAUAAAUUUGAUAUUUUGCACAA